This is a messenger RNA of Morchella sextelata, 2145 nucleotides long. RefSeq lists its product as uncharacterized. The coding region runs from base 1 to 2145 and encodes 714 amino acids. The transcript is spliced from 6 exons. The record is from RefSeq and is a predicted model, not a curated record. NCBI's taxonomy places the organism in Eukaryota, Fungi, Ascomycota, Pezizomycetes, Pezizales, Morchellaceae.
AUGUAUAAAAAAGGGAAUAUUGGGAGCAAAGAAAUAUUGCUUGGCUCAGACGAAAAGGAGGAUGACAGCAGCGACGACUCCGAAAUGAGCUUCUGCAUUACAGAUAAUAGCAACCAUGGGACAUGGCCCACCGGACCAGCUGGCGCGCGCGAUGGGUCUUCGGGGGCACUCGAGGAGAGAAUGAUUAACGGGCCAAAAGAUAGUGGAGGAAACAAUCUCUCCAAGGUUAACUUCCACUCCGAAAGUAACCGGUUUGACGAGGGUUUUAACCCACCAGAGAAGGAUCCACAUGGAGAAGAAAUGCGCCCCAAUUCCCAAAGUUCCCAGACAGACAAUGCUCAGUUCCGUGACCCAUCUGAUCAUGAAGGAAAGCACGGACCUUGGUUUGAAGGCCCAGAUCCUUUCGGCGAUAUCAUAGAGGAUGGUAUCCUUUAUGACGGUCCGUAUGAGUCCUCCUCUGAUGGUGUAUCAUGGAGUGAACACGAGUCUGGAAGCGAAAUCGAUUCGUUUCUUGGUGGAAGUCGCAGGAAAAAGGUCAAGAAGCCAAUGGCCGAGAGGCUGCCACCUAGGCCCGAGACCCAUUAUCGCUCUCUACUUGUCAAUGGUAGGAGGCCUGUUCGAAGAAGAAACUCGUCUUCUAGUGAAGACAACAUGCCGCAAAGAAUUCCGGAAAAGAAAGAGGCACCAAAGAAGAAAAAAAAGUUUUGGCAAAAGUGGAGGGUUGGCGCAGUUCUCGCAUAUGCAGCCAAAACAAAUACUGUUAAGGGAACUGAGGACUCUAGGUGUCGCAAACAACUUCCCCUUGCCCCCAAGAAAAAGGGGAGGACGGUGUUCAAGACCUUCAUGUAUAUAGGAAAUGGCAUAUACUGUUCUGACGAUAGGCGCUUCAAUGGCGGUGUUAGUCAGAAUAUUCCCGAUUCAGAGUUUCGCAUUCACCCAGACCUGACAACCACAAACGAACAACAACAACCACCACCACAAUCACUCUUCCUCUAUCACCAUCUGAAAGUCGUCAUGGAUCCGGUUCCACCUCAAGAAGAAAUGGGCUCGGCCAAUGAUUUCGGUGAAGAUAAACAAAGUUACUCUCCUCCAGGUCCCUACAACCCUCCACAGGUAGCUCCUGCGCCGGCCUACGCCUCAUCCAGCUGCAUACCGAGACAUAUCUCCCUUAAUGUCAAUUACCCAACAGCAGACCAUGAUCUGGCGGAUGGCCGAUUUUUCGAUGCUUCUAAGGUAUCUUUGCCUGAAACCACCGUCACCAAAAGAUCAAAGACCGAGAGAUUCAAGUCAAUCUUUUCUCGUGAUUUCCCUAAGACUAAAAAUAGUGCUCCAGCAAAAUCCGUCGUUAGGGUUGUGGUGCCCGCUGUUGUUGAGCUAGGGAGUGAUGUCGUUGGCCGAGACCGCGUGCGGGAUGAUGAUCAACGUGCUGUGGUUGAAGAUCCUGAAGAUUUUGAUAUUCAUGGAAAUCGAGUGGUUCCCGUUGAAACAAACCUCUGGCUUAACCGCCCAAGUAUGAAGACCAAGCGUGCGGUGAUUAUUGAUCUUAAGCACGAGCCAACCCUUUCCGAAAUCUCUAGAGUCUGCAAGAAUACGGGAAAGUUGGAAAAGAUCGAGAUAUGCAAAACCAAAAAUUACGCAAAGGUCUGGUUCCUCGAGGAGGAGGGGGCGGGCCGUCUUAUGGAACUCGCCCAAUCGCACAUCACUUACCCAGUUGCCGAUAGCAAUUACAAACGUGCUAGGUCUACGCUCAUCGAUGUGAAGUACAAUUGGCCAAUUGAAGAACUCGAUUACCGCGUCUCGGAACGUAUUAGGGCGGAUGACAUUACUCGUUGCAUUGUUAUCAGAGGGCUUUUCAGCAAGAACAUACAAAAUCUUCUUAAUCUUACGGAGGACAAGGAGCGUCACAUUAGAGCGGAAACGUGGGAUUUUGCAAAGUAUCUCAUGGGAACCGAUGCUAUUGGAGACGUUGAAAGCGUCCAAAUCGGAUAUGUUAAUGGCCGUUGGGAGAUCACGAUCAUUUACACCGACAUCCUCGUGGCGAUUCACGCCGUCGACUUUAUGAAAUCUGAAGCCGAGUUUGAUAAGUGUACCAUCUGGUACGGAGUUGAUCCAUGCGAACCCCCACGUGUGGCCCAAGCCUUCUAA